CCAAGUUUUCCCGCUUCUUCUCAGUUUGGGACCGAAUCAACUGAACAAUAGAAUCUCGGAUCUCCAUUUUUGUGCCAUUCAAGUGCAUGUGACGAUUGAUCUGGACUCAAGCUGUAGGCCUACCAGUCAGAUGAAUAACUCAGUGGAGGAGGAGGACUUUGCGGAUAUCAGGGCAUACUUUUCCACAACAAAAUGGAACCGCCUCUGUAUGGCAGAGAAAAAAAGAUUCCUGCAGAUCAAGGAAAACCAUUUGGUUCUGGCGUCUCUUGGCCUGUCCUUUGUGGCUCCAGCAUUCAUGAGGAGAGAGAAGCCCGGCCAGGUGAGAGUCUGCUCACCUGACGAGACAGACUCUGAGGAGGAGCAGCUCUGGACCUCUGGAUUGACCGGUGCUCGAGUGUGGAAGCCACCAACAGUCAGACAGGGGUCUCUACAACAGCCCAGUACGUCAGAUGCAGUGUCUGUACAGAGUCUCUCAGGGCGGGGCUGGAGUGACCAGGAGGUCUCUGGAGGGCCCACUCCUUCUCAUCCAGAGAUCGACCCCCCCGGAGGAGGAGUAGAGAGGGGCUCUGCUGUCCAGGAGGAGGUCUCCUUGGGUUAGCUCUGAUCCCACCACUGCUUCCCUGCAAUAACACCUUGUUGUGGCUCAAGUGUUUAUUCAAGAGAGAUGAACCUGAGAAAUGUUCUCAGAGUUAACUACCAAGAACCGGAAGUACCUAAGGAUGACGACUACUUCUUCUGUGAUGAGUGUAGGACUUUCUUCCUCGAAGAGUGCGAGGUCCACGGUCCUAUCGUCUUCAUGGCUGAUCACCCCGUUGCUGUCAGAGAGAAAGACAGAGCCAAGAAGACGCUGCCCGCUGGGUUUGAGAUCAGAGAUUCUGGGAUCCCUGGGGCCGGUCUAGGGGUGUUUUACUGUGGAGACGGUGGCCUUCCCAUUGGAACACACUUUGGACCCUACGAAGGACACAGGACCGAUGAAGAGGGAGCCCUGGAGAGUGGAUACUCCUGGGAGAUCUACAAGAGCACACACAGUGAUUACAUUGAUGCAAAGAGAGAGACACUUUCUAACUGGAUGAGGUACGUCAAUUGUGCUCGUAAUGAAGAGGAACAGAACCUAAUAGCGUUUCAGCACAAAGGAGGGAUUCUGUAUCGCACCUGUGGCUUCGUGACUCCAGGAGCAGAGCUCUUGGUCUGGUAUGGGGACGAAUACGCCAGACAUCUGGGAAUCGGAUUUGAUCGACUGUGGAACAUCAAGAGCUCUACUAAAGGAGGGAGAUCCCAGCUGACACCAGCACAGGCUUUCCCCUGUCCCGAGUGUCCGUACUCCUACACGUCUCAGAUCUUCCUCCACAAACACAUGAAGAGGAGCCAUGGCGACCUGUACGGCCGACUGCUGAGGAGUGGAGAAAUCAAGGUGGAGCCUAGGCUCCUCCCAUACGUCGCAGCCUCCUAUCAAGAACCGAUCGGAGCCUCCCCGGGAACAGUCCAAAGCACGAGCCAGAUUCCAGCAGAAGGAGCCGGACAACACAGAUGUGAGAAGUGCAGUAAAACCUUUAGUCGCUCUGAUAGUCUGAAGGUUCACCAGCGCAUCCACACGGGAGAGAACCCAUACCACUGUCAACAGUGUGGGAAAACAUUUAGUACAUCUGGUCGUCUGAAGGAACACCAACGCAUCCACACAGGAGAGAAACCAUACCACUGUCAACAGUGUGGGAAAACAUUUAGUACAUCUGGUCAUCUAAAGGUACACCAACGCAUCCACACUGGAGAGAAACCAUACCACUGUCAACAGUGUGGGAAAACAUUUAGUAGAUCUGGUCAUCUCAAGCGUCACCAACAACUUCACAGAGGAGUCUCCACCCAAACAACCAUGUGAAGAAACUAAAUGGUUCCCAGACAUCUGUUAUUCAAAUCUAAUCAAACAUGGUUCUUGCUGUUAUAUGUUAGAAGGGCACAUGAACGGUUAAUUGUUUAUCUUAUCAACUUUAUGUAUUUAUUUAUAUUCAUGUCUGUAUGAGUGAAGGUUUUUACCCCAAAAAUGUUCAGAAAAAAAAUAGUUUGAGAGAUAAUGUUGUUAUCUGAAUUAUUUAAUUUCAUUCGUCAUCAGUAAGGUAUCGUAGAUCUGACGUCAUUGUUAUAUUUAUUACAUUUGUAUGUAUUUAUUUAUUUAUCCUGUAGAAAUUCAAAUAAAAUCAGAU
Gadus chalcogrammus (walleye pollock) is the source of this 2195-nucleotide messenger RNA. Its product is annotated as histone-lysine N-methyltransferase PRDM9-like. The transcript is spliced from 12 exons. Gene Ontology annotation, molecular function: protein binding; histone methyltransferase activity. The record is from RefSeq and is a predicted model, not a curated record. Bases 665 to 1873 code for a protein of 402 amino acids. Gene Ontology annotation, biological process: regulation of DNA-templated transcription. Lineage: Eukaryota; Metazoa; Chordata; Actinopteri; Gadiformes; Gadidae. Gene Ontology annotation, cellular component: nucleus.